Molecule: messenger RNA, 3026 nt
Organism: Aphanomyces invadans
Lineage: Eukaryota; Oomycota; Saprolegniomycetes; Saprolegniales; Verrucalvaceae
Exons: 6
Coding region: 11-2959 (982 amino acids)
Cellular component (GO): nucleus
Source: RefSeq, a predicted model, not a curated record
UGAACUCAAGAUGGGAGCGAAGUCGAAGCAGAGCAAGUCCGCGGCGAAGUUGGCACCUGCGGCCAACCUUUCCAAAGGUUCAGGUGGGCCUAAGAAUGGUGGUGGACGUAAAGACAGCGGAAAUGGUAACUCUGCCAAGCCGCAACACGGUAACAAACCACAAGGAGCAAAUAAGGUGGCCAACAACGUCUCGGGUCCACAAGACUCCAAGUCACAUGGACAGGGCAAGAACAAUGGUGUGAAGCAUCAUCAAGGUAAUAAGCUACAAGACAGUGACCGUGGUGCCACGCCACAGCGUGGUAAAAAGAUACAAGGAGAUGGGAAUGCGUUGCAACACAAGUCGACUGAAAAGCAAGAUGUAAAGAGAAACUUUGCUCACACAGGCAGGAAGCCACAUCAAGCACACACUGCUAAGCAUAUAAAAAAGCCGUAUGCGGACAAGCGCGACAAUGAGGCUGAAGAGAUCGAAAAGCCCAACGAAAAGCUCAGCGCCAUGUUGAAAUCGAUGAAGGACCAGUCUAUUGCAUGGCACGAAGCAGUUAAACCGCUUUCGAAUGAAGCAAAAGACCAGAUCAAACACAAAGCUGCCGACGCCGUCGUGGAAGAGAAGAAGCGGAUCGCCGAACGCUUGAUGGAGGCCGAGUUGAAAGCGGUCGAGUCCAAAGGCAGUUUGUCUAGCGAUGAAAAGUACUUGAAGACUAUGAUCAAGUCGGGUACGUUGGCCGAUCGAAUCGCUGCCACGACGCUGUCGAUCCAGGCAUCACCAGUGCACAACUUGGCGCGUUUGAGUCAACUGGUGACGAUGGCCAAGAACAAAGGCCGUCGAGAGGCGCAGAUGGCGAUCGAUUCCCUCAAGGAUCUAUUUCUGAACAACUUGCUUCCCAACCGCAAGCUCCUCUUCUUUCAUCAGCGUCCGAUCCACCGCUCCGACGUUUCGCAGGAGCAUCUCGUCAUUUGGUACUUUGAGCACUGCGUCAAGGUCGCGUACGCCCAACUGAUCUCUGCGCUCGCGUCUGGCAUGGACGACGCCAUUGAAGCACACAAGCGCGCGUGCAUCCGCGCCGUGAUCGCACUCCUGACCGACAAACCCGAACAGGAAAACGUGUUGCUCACGAUGCUCGUCAACAAAUUGGGCGACCCCGACCGAAAAGUCGCGUCGUUUGUGCUGCACCAACUGCAGGAAUUGCUCAAAGUGCAUCCACUCAUGAAGCGCGUGGUUGUCGACGACGUUGAGCGCCUGCUCACUCGCGCCAAGGUGACCGAACGAACCAAGUACAACGCAGUGCUGUUUUUGAACCAAAUGUACCUGAGUGUGAGCGACGCCGACUUGGCGACCCACCUGAUCAAGGUGUACUUUGGGCUGUUUUCGAAGGAAGUGCACCGCGACCAAGGCAAAGCCGACACGGGGCUCGAACGCAAGCUCCUCAGUGCGCUGCUGGUGGGGGUGAACCGAUCGUUUCCAUAUGCCAAGUGCACGUCCGCUGACUUUCAAGAUGAGAUCGACACCAUGUUCCGCGUCGUCCACACGGCCCACUUUAGCACGAGUGUGCAAGCGCUCAUGCUGUUGUUCCAAGUGAUGAACUCAACCAACUCGGUGCCCGAUCGAUUUUACACGGCACUGUACGCCAAGAUGUUUGACCCAAAGCUGCGCACCACAUCGAAGCACACACUGUUCCUCAACCUGCUCUUCCGCGCCAUCAAACAAGAUGUGUCCCCUGCCCGCGUCCACGCCAUGAUCAAGCGGCUUCUUCAAGUGUCGCUGACGAUGUCGCCUGCGUUCUGCUGCGCCGCGCUCUUCCUGGUGUCCGAGUUGCUGCAGCACAACAAGAGUUUCCGCGCCCUGAUUGACCAGCCCGAGCACGACCUAACGCAAGAUGACGUUGCCGUUGCUGCAAAGAACGAGACCAAGUCGGACGACGAAGACGGCUCUGAACAAAGUUCGGAUGAAGAAAAUCAAGACGAUGCUGAAGACGCCGACUUGGAGGCCGAGCGCAAACGCAGCGCAGCGUUGUUGAAAUCGAUGGGGCUCGACGUCGCGGAAGAAGAACGGGCGGUUGUGAAGCCCCCCCUUGUGGAGAACCCAACGCCGUACGAUCCGCGAAAGCGGAACCCGCUGUAUGCCGGGGCCGAAGCAUCCUGUUUGUGGGAACUCCAGCCAUUUUUGGUGCACUACCAUCCGUCUGUGGCGCAAUUUGCCAAGCAACUGGUGGACGGUGCGAUCUCGUACAAGGGCGAUCCGCUGAAUGACUUCACCCUGUCGGUGUUUUUCGACAAAUUUGUGAACAAAAAGCCCAAGACCAAAGACGGCCCGCAUCGAUACAACGGCAGUCGCGGCGACAACGACGCGAACGCUGUCGUGAGUGUCGACUCGGACCAGUUCCUGGCCCAGGACGAAGCGGCUGUUGCGGAAACCGAUCGAUUCUUCUACACGUUUUUUAAGGAGCGCGCCAAGCGCGUGCCUGCCAAGCCGAAGAAAGUCAAGGACGACGCAACGGGCGACGCCUUGGCGUCCGACGAGGACGAAGAGUACGAAGCGUUUGCGAACCAGUUGGCUGAGAGCAUCAUGGAAGACAACGACGACGAAGACCCAGACAUGGACGACUGGAGCGACGAGAAUGGCGACGAUAGUGGAAGCGGUGACGACGAAGAAGAGGACGUCGGUCACGUCGGCUCUCGUGCCGACAUGAACGACGAAGACAUGAUGUUUGACGACGAUGAGGACGACGACAUGGACGAUGAUGAUGCUGACGACAUGCAAUUUGGUGAUGACGAUGCUGAAGAAGAUGACGAGGAAGCUGCCGCCGCGCCAGCGAAGAAGGGAAAGAAACGAGGAGCGGAGACACGCAAGUCGCCGUUUGCAGAUGCUGACGCAUACUUGGAAGCGAUUGAACGGGGCGAGCGGGAAGAAGCUACGAAGCAAAACCAGUCGCCGUCGAGGCCAUUCAAGAAGCGAAAAUAGACCACCAUAGCUCGGUGUAUAUAACUCGUCGAUGCCUCAGUCCCUUAAUCAUAUUCUCCUCUGCACA